Messenger RNA from Pyrus x bretschneideri (Chinese white pear), 1342 nucleotides. Its product is annotated as GDSL esterase/lipase EXL3. Lineage: Eukaryota; Viridiplantae; Streptophyta; Magnoliopsida; Rosales; Rosaceae. Gene Ontology annotation, biological process: lipid metabolic process. The record is from RefSeq and is a predicted model, not a curated record. Gene Ontology annotation, cellular component: extracellular region. The coding region runs from base 71 to 1183 and encodes 370 amino acids. The transcript has 5 exons. Gene Ontology annotation, molecular function: lipase activity.
AGCACCUGGAGGAGUAUUAGGGUGAGACCAAACAGUCUUCCAAAUUACUGGGAUCAGGAUUAUAUUCGUCAUGGAGUUUUCUUCUUCUUGUUCUUCCCAGUUGCUGUUGUCCCGGUUGAUAUUAUGCGUUUGUGUUGUAGUUUUUGGUGUUUUCCAGUACCCUACUGCCACAGAGGGACUGGUGAAGCUGCCAUCAAACCAGACCUUUCCGGCGGUGAUUGUGUUUGGCGAUUCGAUCAUGGACACCGGCAACAACAACCAUCUUAAGUCACUUGUUAAGUGCAAUUUCUCUCCUUAUGGACGAGAUUUCCAGCAGCACAAGCCUACCGGCAGGUUUGGCAAUGGCAAGGUGCCUUCUGACAUCAUAGCGUCACAAUUGGGAAUCCAAGAGUAUUUGCCGGCAUAUUUGGAUCCAAACCUACGACCGCAAGAUCUCCCCGCCGGAGUUGUCUUUGCUUCAGGUGGCACCGGAUAUGACCCAAUGACACCCCAGAUAGUGUCAGUUAUAUCAAUGGAUGAUCAGUUGAAAAUGUUCAAAGAGUAUAUCGUGAAGCUCAAAGGCGUUGUUGGAGAAGAGAGAACUCAGUUCAUUCUAUCCAACGCUCUAGUUCUGGUGGUUGCCGGCAGCGAUGACAUCGCCAACACUUAUUUUACCAUUCGCAUAAGAAAAGCUCAAUAUAGUGUUCCUGCUUACACUGACCUCAUGGUCAACUCUGCAUCUAGUUUCGUCAAGGAAUUGUAUAAACUUGGGGCGAGAAGGAUUGGCGUGUUCAGUGCACCACCAAUAGGAUGUGUGCCUUCACAAAGAACUUUGGGUGGAGGAAUUCUGAGAAUGUGUGCAGAAGAAUACAACGACGCGGCAAAGUUAUUCAACAUCAAACUGUCCAGCUCACUCAACACCUUGAGCUCCGCCCUGCCCCACAGUAAAAUCGUCUAUGUGGAUAUUUACAAUCCACUGCUCGAUAUAAUUCUCAACCCAGCCAAAAGUGGGUUUAAAGUUGUGGAGAAAGGUUGCUGUGGAACGGGGAACAUAGAGGUAGCAGUGUUGUGCAACAAGUUCGAUUCUACGUGUGAAAAUCCAUCCGAUUAUGUGUUUUGGGACAGUUAUCAUCCUACGGAACGAACCUACAAUAUAAUCGUUCCUUCACUUCUUCAGAGAUACAUGAAAGACUUCUUUUUUUAAUUAAUUAAUAUGCUUAUUAAAAUCAGCAUAUAUAUAAUGAUAUGAUAUUAUGAAUUGAUUGUUUAUGCACGUGGCUAAUCCUCAAUUCUCAAGUCAGAUCAUGUAAUCAGCUUUCAUAUUUUUGGAAAAAAAAGUAAUAAUAAACAUUAUAUUAAUUUA